AUGAGCACCCUGCAGGCGUGUAAAGAACCAUUUGGUGAGUCAAAUAUUAAAGUUGGCUAUGUAGUAGACUGCGUCGAUAUUGAAGAUUGUUCUCGUGGUUACCUGUGCAAACAAGCCUGCAGUUAUUGUCAUGGUAUAUGACGUGUUGGUUUAAAGUUUAUUUAUUUUAUAGCUUCAUGUUAAUAUUUCAGACAGAUUAGGGUAUUUUUCAAGAGUGUAAUACUUGUUUUUAUUAUCGUUUAUUUCGUGGAGCACCAGGUGCUUCCUGGUUAACCGUCCAAAACCACGAAAACAGUGUUUCACCCAUUUAAAAUCCCUGACAUAGUGGAAACCCCCAUCACGCAUUUCCCAUUAAUAUAAAUAAGCAACUUGAUAUGACUUAAGAUGAGUCACAUUUAAAACUGAUCCCACGAGACUGAUUGGAAACGAAGAAGCUGUUCAAGUAAGCCAGUGCCCUGAUACUGAGUUAAUAAUAACUGGAGAUAGAAUAAAACAUACUUUACUGUGAUUUUCAUCCAAUGUAAGAGUCAUUUGAUAUAGUUUGUGUUUUUAUGUGGUCAAGUUAAUGCAGUAUUCAAGUUAAUGCUGGUCUGUUUUAUAAGGGCUUUUCUUUCCCCUUGAAGAAAAUAAUUAACAGGAGUAGGAUUUGGUUUGAGUAAAGAUUUUAUGGUGCAUAACAGGAACAAAAUGUGGGUAAGGGGUUGUUGGAAAAAAAAACUUUAGAGGGUGAUUAUCCUUCCCCAUCAUAUCAUUUCAUGUUUCAAAGUAACAAAAUUUACCUUAAAGCCAUAAAUCUCUUCAACUGUGUUUUAUUUGGAGGGAGAAAUUCUCUUAAUUCAAAAUUAUACUGAAAACUUGACACUUUGGUUGUGCAGUCUUUAAAGGGCACAAAAGAGGCGACUGAUGCUGUUUUCUUGUUAAAGAAUAAAAAGGGAGAGAAACCAUCCAGGAAACAACAAGUUUAUGUCACUUCUAUUUCAUAUCUAAUAAUAAACUCACAGCUUUACUUGAUGAGUCAAAAGCAGAAACAGUAUGAAGUGACCUGCUGCUCAUGCUGCAUCAAGGUGACCGAAAAUUCAAGCCUUAUGACAGUAAGCAUAAAUGUUAGAUUUCACUGUCAUCCACUCAGUUUUCCUACAGACAAUGGUUUAUGAUAAACCAUGCAUGCCUUUUAAAAUCAUUGAAGAUAGUGAAUGUACCAACUUUAUUACCAACGUUAUUAAGAGCUCUGACUAAACUUUAACCUCAGAUCUGUAAAGUGUUAAAUAGGGAUGCACGAUAUUUAUCGGACCGAUAGAAUAUCGGCCGAUUUGGGGGAAAAUUACGUCAUUUUUUAUCGGUCCGAUAGGUGCAUUUUUCCGAUAGAAAGAGCCGAUAUAUUAAUGAAAUUACGAGUAACGUUUGCAGGAGGAGUAGCCGCCAGUCGCGCCUUACUCGCAGGUCCCAAGCCUGAACCCUGUCACUACCUGACUGAUAAUAAAAUGUCUUCACCAGCAUGGUCGUUUUUCUCAGUGGCAGAAGAUGACAACAGCUGUUAUAUGCAAAACCUGUUCAGCGAGGAUUCCGAGAGGCGGAAUGAAGACGUCAAGUUUUAACACAACGAAUCUGAUAGCUCAUCUGAAAAGUCGCCAUUGCGGCGAAGCGGUAUUAAAAGACUAUGAGGCAGCCGCCGAAGCUGCUAGCGGUACUAAAGCUAAGACAACAACACUACGGAGGAUCGAUGUCCCUAUUCAGCAGGCGUUUGAAAACUGCAAAAGCUUCUCAAGAGACAGCGAAAAGGCUAAAGCCAUUAACGACAAAGUGAUGGAAUUCAUAGCGGUCGACGAACAUCCUUUUUCCGUCGUUGAGAACCCGGGUUUUCGUAAGUUCAUAGCACACUUGGAGCCACGUUACACUCUCCCAAGCCGCCGCUUCUUCUCGGAUAUGUCCCUUCCUGCACUCUAUGAUAUUGUCGCCACAUACAUUCACAACCUGAUUGACAAGAACGGACUACACGUGAGUUUUACCACAGACAUAUGGACGUCAGAUGUUAGUCCGGUCAGCAUGCUAAUCCUAACGUCUCAUAAUAGCUCCUUUACAGUCUACAGUUCUGUUGAACAGUUCAGGGGAUGCACUGUUUUGGUCAAAUGAAGUUCUGCUUUUUGCUCUGUUAUUGUUAUUUAUAGCUAAUGAACACAUAUUUUUGUGAUGACAUGGAAAAAAUAAACAUUUGAAGAGCCAAAAACUUUAGUUUGUUGUUCUAGAUAGGCCAGAGCAACAAAAAUAUCAGUUUUCAAUCACUGCAUCCUGCACAAACUGCAGAUUAUAUGAAGAUUAUAAUAAAUGUAAAAAUAUGAAUUUAUCGGUUAUCGGUAUCGGCCAUGAGAAGAAGAAAAUUAUCGGUUAUCGGUAUCGGUUGAAAUUUUUCAUAUCGUGCAUCACUAGUGUUAAAUCUUAAACCUGGUAGUAUCCAUGUAUGCACAUGACUGCUUCAGCCUCUCCAUCAUCAUACUGAACUCCAUCUCUUGGCUUUUAAGAUACACAAACAGAUAUGCACAUCUACCUCCACCUAGUGCUUGGUAAUAAACCGUGCGCUGUCAUGCUUGAUGUGUCUUUUUUCAGAAAACAGCAGCACCGUGUUUUAUCAGGUGUUGGCACCCUACUACCCGUCAUAGUGCAUAAUUCAUUCCAUAUACUCGGAGCACCAGCCCGGCAGGUCAUGGUGACUUAGCACCUUUAUCAAGUACAUGACCUCCUAACUCGUGGUUAUAGUGAUUGUUAAGUAACAAGAAAGACUAUUCAGACCAUAUUUCAUUUACUAAUGAGAAAAUCAGUGCCACACAACCAACUGAGAGACAAAAUAUUUGCAAAACGAAUAAUUUGUAACAUUAAAUCCAUUACAAGAUCACAUGGCUGAAAUGCACUCUGGGAAUAAGAGUGCUCAAAGAAGCACGUAAUGUCAUGAUCUUGAUGCGUUGUGGACUGUAGUUGUCUUUUUCAGGCAACAGUGUUUAAGUAAGGUAUGGCACUAGAUAAGUUUAACAGCUCGGAAAGACUCAGGUAUUGUUUUUUGGGAUCCACCAGAUUUUUUAGCAAAAUAACUACAAGGACAAAGGAAAGCACAACGUUGAUGCUAAAACUGCGAGCUAACUGCUCAAAGUGAACGUGUGAGACAUGGGAUGCCAGGCAGAUGAUGUGGCAGUCACUGUGGUGUUUGCUACGCUAACCGUGUGGUAUCUGCAUGCCCCCCCCCCAAAUAAUGGUCCAAAGAAAAGGUGAUAAACCUUGCCCCACCACGAUCUUAAAGAGGAUAUCUACUUUUUGACAAACCGUCCAGCACCACCUCCACCUGUGACUGCCUGAUGGUUUAAAAGGUGAAAGCUUUUUACGGAUUGUUGAUGUAGGCAUUUUACUAAGUGGCAGCCCCUUUGUUGAUCCAUGAAGCCAUUACAAAAAUGCAAAAUUGCUGCUGGUCCUUGAGUGUCCUCUUGGGGCUGGCACUAAAUUAGGUGACAGCAGAGCUUAAUAUGUUAACAGCCUGCCUCAAAAAACAGUCUGGGCAUGUAGCUAAUCUCUUUAUUGGUUCUCAUUGUUAGAGGGGAUCUUCUACAAGAUUAUGUAGAGGGCAUAGUGAGGUGAUGGAGUUGAUGUAGCUGUUAGCAAGGGGGCUGAUUGUGGCCUCAACUGCACCUCCUUUACCAGUCACGAUCAACAGAUAGUAGUUGAGUAGGUUGAGUUGGCAUUUUCAUUAUGAUGACUGUCAAAGUUUGGCUUCAUGAGGGCCUAGACAGCAAUGAGUGACACUGCUGAGACUCUUAUUGUGUAAAACAGUGUAUGGAGUUCAUAUAACUUAGUGACAGUGCAUAAGCCAGGUUGUGUGGGCAUUUAUUCUGUCACACCAUCUUGUGCAGAUAUUUUUCACUACUUCUCACUGCAUGCAUGACAUCAGAUUCUCUCAUUGCCUAAAGCAUGUCCUUCACUAACUCUGCUUGUCCUGCUUGUUGGUGCUAAACCACUCUCACUCUCCCUACAAACUCACACACACACUUAGGACAAUGAAGAUGUGUCUAGUCAUGCUGCAGGUUAAUGGCUGUUUUUGUUAAAUUCUACCUGAUCUGCUAGCUACCGUGGUUCCCUUCACCUAUCACUAAACUUUAAUUUGACAGAUUUAAAGCGCAUCAUUAACUAAGACCAGAAUGUGGAUUUUUAGUGUAGUUUUAAGUGUUGGCCUACAGAGUCAGUACCUCAUUCAUCUAAGCACAUUAAAAAAUCAAACAUAGCAGUACAAGGAGUUUCAUCGGUUUCAAUGUGGAAUUAAUAAAACAGUUGGCCGCGUCACUCCCAAACCUUUUUUUUUUUUUUUUUAAUUGCAAAAAACUAAGGUCGCAGUUCCUUUCCGAAAAUAUAUUGCAAUAUAAACUAUACUUUGAUAUAUACAGUAUAUAUAUAUAUAUAUAAAACUUUUCUCUCUUGGAUUGUUAGGUGCAUCUUCUGAUUUCAAAUUAAAUCCUCUUCCUACUUUCAUCAAACCAUGUCCGAGACAGGAAGAGGAGAGAGCCGGGUAGAGUAACACGUUUUUUUGGGAAGUGUAGGCAAAGUCAUUAAUGCAGAGUCAUUAAUAACUCCUGUCACUGUUUGGACUUAUUUUUGUUCUGCACCACAUGUGAUGAAACAAAAACCGUCUGUCUUCUGCUUACGAUUUUUACAUUACUACAAUGUGCUUCAAGUAAACACUCUAAGGUCCUGUUAGAUUAAUGGUCUUCACCAGGGUUGAAAAUUAUCCCCAGUCAAAUGCAGGAAUUUCUGCACAGUGUUGGCUGAAUUUGCUAAACUUACAAGCCAAGCAGAGAGGGAAAAUAAAGAAGUACUGAGGAACAAUUUGUGAUAAAUAGCAACAUAUGCAGACUUCAGUGCUGGCUAACUAGAGCAUUGUCUCCUCUUCAGCUUCAAGCUGAUGUCACGGUUUACAAAAGCAUCAUAGCUCAGUCAUUUGAUCAGAUUUCCUCCUAUCCUCGCAAAGUUUGAUGUCAUCUAAGAACAGCACUGUCAAUUGCAUAUGCUCAUUUUUUUUUAACAGUGACUAUGUGCUAGGAAGAGGCAACUUGGUUUGAUUUAAGGCCAGCACAGCAGGAAUUAAUGUCCUAAAAAUGGUCCACCUGCUGAAGAAUGUGUUUUAAAUGACCUGAUGAUUGAAUGGCACUCUUGACCCAGUAAAUUUCUCCCUGCCAUUGCUCUUUAUGCUAAACAAAGAAAGAUAGUCCUGACUCAGCCCUUACAGACUGGACUUGAGUCAAAGCUGUCAUUUGACCUCAAUAAAGAAAUUUCAAAAAUGAAUAUCUCAAAUGUCCUUCAGAUGUGUUUACAGAACUUUGUGGGAGCACUUUAAAAUAGGCCUGCAUGACAUAUCGUUUGAGCAUCGUCAUCGCGAUGUACGUGUGUGCGAUAGUCACAUCGCAGAGCCUUCGAUGUUGGAGGUGCAUGAACUCAGUUAAUUUCAAGGGUAGCUGACUGAGAUACACUGCAUGUGACUCUGCAUGUGCUGUACAGCGAUCCACCAAUCAACUUCGUCCUUUACUCAGUUGCCAAUCAGACUCAGUUCUCAGUUGCCAAUCAGUCUACCCUGCCAGCUGUCAAUCAAAAUCAGAGCGGAUGGAACCCACCCCUGCAGAUGUUCUGCACAUGGAGGGAGUCGCUGGCUACCGGAGUUGUGCCGAGAAACGCGUGUCCGCAGAGAAUUACUUUCGGAACAUUCUUCAUCACUGUUUAGCCCAACAAAUAAGAACUGUAUGGGUUUUAAAUUAUACAUUUCCGUGGACCACUCUAUUAUAAGCAGUGCGCGUUUUGUGAGGUGCAUGCAAUUCUCGGAGGACAGGCAUUUCUCAGCACAACCCCGUUAACAACAACAACAAUGAUCGCAAACUGAGCAACAAACAGAGAAAACCACCAAAGAUGAAGACUUGUUGCCAAAAAGAAAAGGAAAGUCAGUUCUCUGGAAUUAUUUCGGUUACAAGAUGGAUGAUGUCGACCAAAACACUUGUUCUGUGUUCAUCUGUUUCCACAAUAACGUCCCAGCACAAUAAAAGCUAAAAAUAUCUCUGAGACAGACAGAAGCCAUUCUACAAACAUUCACAAAAAGAGGUAAGAUCAGAGCAGGUUAACUGUCCUCAAGAUUUUAGCAGUGCAGCAUAACAUUAAGUGCUAUUUAGGUCAUAUGAUGAAAAUUCCUGUAUUUUUUAAUAUCGCAAUAUAUACCGCAGGGUUCAAAAAAAUCGCAAUGUUAGUUUUCUCCAAUAUCAUGCAGCCUUACUUUAAAAGAUGUUCUACCAUAAUUUACACCUUCUUUAAAGAAGGUGUUAAAAAGUCUGUCAGGUGUAUGCUGAGUAUUCGAAUGUCACAUUUACCACUCACUCUCAGCGUGUGUUCAAUGUGGCAGACAGUUUGCCACACUGUGACUUCACUGUGGUCUGGGUCAGGUAAUAGCAUGUCACUUACCUCCACUCACGAGUGGAAACAAGCUCAUGUUAAAGCAAACUGGCCACUGCACAUGCUGCUCAGAAACUCUUUUCUAUCCUCUAGGAAACAUGGGUGGUCAAAGUGUAGAGAAGGUGGGUUUACCUGUGUGGAAUUAUGGCCCCAAGCAAAGUAUUAUGAUGUGGUUUAUAUUUCUUCCCUUGAAUUUUAUCCAGAGCAGGCAGCUACAUGCCUCUGCAUUCCCAGAGAGAGAAAAACAAUGCUCAACUGAUCCACGGUUCAACUUACACCUGAUAAUUAUGUGACUUUCUGUAAGUCCUCACUCUCCAUGCACCAUAUAAAGAGGGGAAUACCACCCAAAGUUGUUGCAGAGUCAGUGACUUCAUUUAUGCAUUUCUUUAAAUGCAUUACAAGUAAUCAAUCAGUUUGGAUUGGUGGGAUCCUGAUCCUGGACAUGGUUUGCUCUUGUCUGAAUUAGGUGAUCAUCAGUCCAAGUGUGCACAAUUUUUCCUGCUCUCAACCUUGAUGUGGCCUCUCCAACCAGGGGUCCUUAAUAUCUGACAUGUUUGAUCUUUUCAUUUCCAGGUUGGGCUACCUCUAAUGAGAGACCCACAAUAACCAAUAAACAGAGCAGCCAAGGGCUGUAACUUUAAAAAAAUAAGUUUGAACAAAUACCAAACAUGAAAUGCCGAUGUUCAGAUCUAUUCAAACCCACCACACUGGGUUUUCUGCACAGACAUUGUAACUGUAGCAUAACGGGAAGAAAAUACUUCAACUGCCACCUUUUAAAAAAUAUAUAUAUAUAUAUAUAUAUGUACUGCAUUCAUUUUAUGAGGAUAAAAGUACUGAUGUGCCUGAUGCACCGAUAAACUGUAUGUGAUGACUUUGAUCAGCCUAUUACAGUUCCAUCACAAAUUUUCCCCACCAAGUCUGUGGAAUUGCCACAGUGUAAUCUUUACCACAGACAACGGGUGGGCUUGUGAUCUUUGAAUUGUCUAGUGUAUACUGAGAGGAGUGCAAUGUUGAAAAAAAACUAAGGCUGCACGAUAUUGGAAAAAAAUAAUAUUGCGAUUUUUUCAACCCUGCGAUAUAUAUUGCGAUAUUAAAAAUACAGUAUUUUCACCAGAUGACCUGAAUAGCACUUAAUGUUAUGCUGCACUGCUGAAAUCUUGAGGACAGUUAAUCUGCUCUGAUCUUACCUCUUUUUGUGAAUGUUAGAAUGGCUUCUGUCUGUCUCAGAGAUAUUUUUAGCUUUUAUUGUGCUGGGACGUUAUUGUGGCAACAGAUGAACACAGAAGACGUGUUUUGGUCGACAUCAUCCUUCUUUUAACCGAAAUAAUUCCAGAUAACUGACUUUCCUUUUCUUUUUGGCAACAAAUCUUCAUUUUCGGUGGUUUUCGCUUGUUCGUUGUUCAUUUUGCGAUCGUUGUUGUUGUUGUUAGCGGUGUUGUGCUGAGAAACGCAUGUCCUCCGAGAAUUGCAUGCACCUCGCAAAACGCGCACUGCUUAUAGUAGAGUGGUCCACGGAAAUGUACGAUUUAAAACCCAUACAGUUCUUAUUUGUUGGGCUUAAUAGUCAUGAGUAAAGUUCCGAAAGUAAUUCUCAGCGGACACACGUCUCCCUCCAUGUGCAGAACAUGUGCAGGGGUGGGUUUUCUCCUCCCUGAUUUUGAUUGACAGCUGGCAGGGUAGUCUGAUUGGCAACUGAGAAGUGAGUCUGAUUGGCAACUGAGUUAAGGACGAAGGCGAUUGGUGGAUCGCUGCACAGCACAUGCAGAGUCACAUGGAGUGUAUCUCAGUCGGUUACCCUUGAAAUUAAAUGAGUUCAUUCACCUCCAAUAUCGCAGGCUCUGCGAUGUGACUAUCGCACACACGUACAUCGCGAUGACGAUAGUCAAACGAUAUAUCGUUCAGGCCUAAAAAAAACACUCUUCAAUGGUGUGGUUCCCCAUCAAUUUUUCAAUUACUGAAGAGCUAAAAGUUGUCUAGUGUGUGGCCCAGCCUGCGGUCAUUAAGAGGUCUUAAUUUGUCAAGGACAGUCUCCUAUGCUGAGAAGAAGCAUAAUCUGACAUAAGAUUAGAAACAAAGUAGUCCUUUGACUGUAUGUGGGAAUGACCAGUGGUUUACUCAGGCUGGGACAAUCAGAAGGCUUCUUGAUGGAUCAUAGUCAUGCAUUUGAUACCCAUGUUGUUUUGUCUGUCACCUGUGUGCAUUUAUCAAAAAGACUCUUAGUAAAGCCGUUGAUGUGGCUCCAGCCUUACCAAUGAUGUGGCUUACAUAAAUCAACUAAUCAACUCUCAGGAAAGUAGUUGCAAUGUCCUAUUUAAGUUAACAUACGUGCCUCAGAAUCACUUAAGGAGGGGUUGCUUUUUGAGUAAGGUUUCAGUCUAUGCUACCUGGGCAGAGGUGAAAAAGGGGCCCCAGCCAAAUGCAUAAAAGGACCAACAGACAGGAGGUUGUGAUCAAUCAAGUAUAAAAGCAGCACUUAAAAGUUUGAAUUCUCUGAAGUGCUCUUCCUCUCUUUUGCUGUCAGUACUGAUGAGGGUAGUUGCACAAAAGGCUUAGUUUUAGUUGGUCAAUAAAGAGAGAGCCGGUAAGAACCGUGGGCUGUUUAUUUAAGCAGAACAUCCAAAAAAUGGAUUGAAAGCUCUGCUGUCUUUGAGUUGUGGGAUUUAUGUCAUCAGCUGUUUGCUGCUAUUGCAGGACAGUCAUCCUCCUCUGUUGUGGUAAUCGCACACUGGUGUUAGGCAGUUUGAAGCCAGAUGGAUAGAAACUUAUUACGUCAGAGUUUAGGUGGAGAUUUUGUUUUCUCAGCGAUAUAACAGAUAUAAAAUCAUACCAUUAUAUUAAUACCAAUGCUCUUCUUGAUUCUGCUUUUUGCUUCCAUUUGUAACCUUUCAUUAUCAAUUCCUGUGGAUUUUCUUCAAGGUGAAGUAGGCCUAUCUAGGUUUUCUGUGUAAACACAAGCUUUUUCAGGUUCUGGAUCUAGCUUCUGUAUUGACCCUGACAAGUCAGCUGAUCUGAGAUAUAGCAUCUGAUUGGUCGACAGACCAAAUCAAAGAUGGCAGCCUCUACCUAGCCUUGUCAGCUAACAAGGGAGCGACACUAUUUCACUAAAAUGAGUACAUAAAUCAUCCCAUAAGACCUUUUUUAUGAGGGAUUAGAUAUUGGCAGUCCCUGAAAAUAAACUGAUCAUCUCUGUAGGAUAGAAAAGAUUCACGCAAAGUCAACACCUGUUAAAACAGGUGUGAGCAGGGUGCUUCCUUAUUCUUCUAACACUUAAUGCCUUGGAGUGCAAGUGGGAUCAUUUUUUCAUCAUGAAGGGGGUCUACCUGGGGAUUCUUGCUGCUCUCUGGUCUCAGAUAUGCCGACUCACAAGCGGGCACUUAGGUGGUGGAGAUGCCCCUGCUGUAAAGAUCACCUACAGCCAGGAGUUACUACUUGCUCGUCUACCAGCAACAGAAGCUGACUUUUCACAUACUUCCUGUUCAUUAUGGAGAACUUUUAAAAGCCACAGUGAGCGAAUCACUUUUGAGGAAACGUCAGAAAAAAAGAGGAAAGAGAGGCGGCAUUCAGCGCAGACUGGGGAGAUCCAGGCUGAGUGACAGACGCCGGCUUCCGCCUCUCCCAACAGUCCUUCUCUCCAUCGUUCAGUCCAUUUGGAGCAAAAUGAAUAAGCUUGAGAUUUAUGCCAGAUACAAUUGCGAUUUCAGAGAGACUUGUCGCCUCAGUUUCACCGAGACAUAGUUGGGGGAACAGGACAGGAACGAGGAUCUCCCUAACUGGCUUCAGCCCCCCUACCUAUCCAUCUCAACCGUUCUCCUCUCAUCACAAACAAAUCAAAGGGAGGUGGAGUAUGCUUUUAUAUAAAUGAGAGAUAUCGUAAGACUGUCAUGGUGCAGGAGAGAACCUGAUGUUAAACUCUUGUGCAUUUCACUUCGUCCCAUCUACCUGUCAAGGGAGUUCCCCUAGCUGUUCUUUUGUCAGUUUACACCCAAGAGCUGACGUAAUGGCAGCCUGUCAGCUGAUAGAAGAUAUGAACGACAGUCUGAACACGCUCUCUCCUGAUGCUCCUAAAUUUGUUUUGGGGAAUUUUAAUCACUGUCAAAUUGAUAAAACACUGAGAACAUAUGACCAGUAUCUCACCUGUGCCACAACCAUGAGGAACUCCACGAUUGACCUGUGCUAUGACUCAGUAGCCAAUGCUUACAUGUCCAUUCGCAGGCCUUGCUUUGGAGUGUCCUACUACUGCUAAUUUACAGGCCAGUCUGUGAACGACUUGAGCGGAUGAUAAAGACAGUGAAAUGCUGGUCAGAGGACAGUAUUGACAAUUUGAAAGCUUGCUUUCAAUGUACCGCUUGGGACGUUUCUUAUGAUUAAUGUUCUGACAGGGAUGAACUGACACAGACCAUUUCCUCCUAUACAGCUUUCUGUUUUGACACCAAUAUCCCCAAGAAGAACAGUAUUGUUCACCCCAACAACAAACCGUGGGUCACUAAAGAUUUAAAAAAAAAAAAAAAAUCAUAAAUAAGAGACAAAAAAAAAUAAAUCUACAGGGAGCAACCAAGAAAGAAACUUUAAUAAAGAGGUUAAGAAUGAAAUUUGGAAAGCCAAAAAAGCUUAUAAGAACAAGGUAGAACACAAGUACGGUAGUUGUGAUCUGCGGGCAGCCUGGUGAGGCAUUAAAUCCAUGUCCUCAGUCACUAGCAUCCUAGAUGUAAACAACAGAAAAAUCAAUUAGAAUAGAGGGAAGCAAUGAAGAUCUGCCAAAUGAUUCUCAGCAUUUCUAUUCAUGGUUUGAAAACCAUGAUGACCUCUCAGACAAUCUAUCCCUUCUUAAGCAGGGUAUCUCCUCUGAUAAUAACUGUAAUAUGGUCAUCAGCCAAGAGUGUGUAAAUAACCUCCUGAAAAGAGUGAAUGUGCAGAUUAAAGUAUUGUGCUGACCAAUUGAGCAGUGUGCUUCACCGCAUCUUUCAGAUUUCACUCAACUGCAGUGAAGUACCUCUGACUUAUGGAAAUCCUCCAUCAUAAUCCCUGUUCCAAAAAACUCCUCCCCCAAACAACUCAAUAACUUUAGACCAGUAGCACUUACAUCAAUAUGUAUAAAGGUCUUUGAGAAAAUCAUGAAGGGCAUGAUCAUUUCACAAAUGGAAGGGAGAAUCGACCCACUCCAUUUUGCCUAUCAGGCAGGGAAAGGCGUGGCAGAUGCUUUUUAUUCGUAACUGCCUUUAUAGACACUUGAAAAAGCCUCAAGCCCACGCUCGGCUCUUAUUUGCUGACGUCUCCUCAUCUUUUAACUUGGUGCAGCCGCAUCCCUUACUUUGGAGGCUAAUAAGUGAUUUUAAUCUGCCCCACCCAGUUGUUUUAUGGCUAUUAGACUUUUUAACAACAGAUAGAAGAGGGUUUCUGUAAAUAGCUGUGUCUCAGACUCCUUAGCCCUUUCUACCAGCUCAACACAAGAGUCCGUUCUCUCCCCUUUACUCUUCAUCUUAUAUACUGAUGAAUGCAGGAGUGCCAGGGAAGGCAGCUGCUUAGUUCAAUUCUCUGAUGACACUGUGCUGUUGUCUCUUCUUCAGGGGUCUGAAUCAGGACAUGGUGAAGGUUUUUGUUGAUUUUGUUUCAUGGUGCGACAAAAAUCACUCAGACUUGAAUUUUGUCACAGUCUACUCCAGCCUUUCCCCAUGGACUCAGUAAUUUCCCACUGCCCUGCUCACACCACAUCCACUCCCUGAUUACCACUCUCACUCUCAGUCACUGAUCACACACCUGCCUUCACUCAGUAAUCACACACCUGCCCUCACUCACUAAUCAGCUCCCCUGCCUUCUGCUCAGUAUAUAUUCUACAGCCUCACACUCACUCAGUGCCAAAUUGUUCUUUGCCAUGCGAGACUUUCCAGUGUUCUUCUGUCUGUCUUCCCGGUGCCGACCCUGCCUGUCUAAGACCUGCCUGCUUCGUCUGCCUUCUGGUAAAUUACCUCAGCCUUUUGUUCCUGACUACGAGCUCUGCCUGCCCCCCUUUGGAUUGUCUGCCCGGUCUGCUUGCCUCCCGGUUUCUGAACUUGUGCCUGCCCUGACCAAGCCACCUGCCCAGCCACUGAAUUGUCUGUGUGCCAGAUUCCUGAUAAUAAAUCUAUUGACUGAACAUCGAUUCUGUGCCUUGUUUGUACUGCAUUUGGGUUCAUACAAUACCUGUUACAGUACAAUCUGGCCAGUCAUGGACCCAGCAGAACCAACAACGCCACCGAAUCGGUUUGAAAGAAUCGAGAGUGUUAAUGUUUCAUGAGCAGCGGAUGGAGGAGGCUGCUGCCCAUGCCAGACAAGCUGUGGAAGCCCAAUCCAGGGCCAUCACCGCCCUCACGGCUCAACUGCAACAGCUGACCUCCACUAGUUCCUCUCCAGAGGCCACAGUCUCUGCACCUCCACCUCCUACUCCUACUCCAGCUCUACCAAGGAUGAUUUCGGAACCCUGACUGGGGGCCCUGGAGCGUUACAAUGGGGAUCCCAAGCUCUGCUUUCCUUUCCUGACUGCCUGUUCGUUGCUCUUCAGUCUGCAGCCAUACACGUUUGCCACUGAGGGAGCUAAGGUGGCAUAUGUCAUCAGCAACCUGACGGAUAAAGCUCUCCUCUGGGGAACAGCAGAGUGGGAGAGGCAGACUCCCUCCUGUACUUCAUUCCAGGCCUUCUCGGAGGAGCUGAGCCAGGUCUUUGGGCUGGGAGCUACGGUUCCAGAUGGCACUUCCGGCUUUUCUCCAUACGGCAGGGUAAUCAGUCUGUGGCAGAUUACUCCAUCGACUUCUGGACCAAGGCCCAUCAGAGUGACUGGAACACUGCUGCACUCCGGGAUGCGUUUCUGCAUGGUCUAGCAGAAUAUAUCAAAGAUGAACUGGUUUCCUAUCCUCUACCCUCCUUAUUGGAUUAACUUAUUGAGCUCAGCAACCGACUGGACCCCCAUAUCCGAGCCCAGAGAAGAGAGAGGAGACAGAACCCUGUACUUUCCACUGCAGCUCAUCGCCUGAACUCUCCAUCCGCUUCUGCCCUGCCCUCACCUGCAACACCUAUCCCUGCAGACCCAGAACCAAUGCAGCUGGGUCGCACCAGACUCACGCCAGAGGAGCGACAGCGUCGCCGGAUGGGGAACCUCUGUAUGUACUGUGGACAAGCUGGACAUUUUAUCUCUCUCUGUCUGUUAAAAGGCAGAGCUCCCCAGUGAAUGAGGAAGUCCUGGUGAGUCAUGUUGCAGUGAAAUCUUCCUCUCAGAGUAAACGUCCCCUGUUUCAAGUCAAGCUUCUCCUCACUGAUGACUCACACACCCUGGCCACCUUCAUUGACUCUGGUUCCGAUGGCAAUAUUAUCAAUCAAUCAAUCAACUUUAUUUCUAUAGCACAUUUAAAAGAACCACAAGGGUAGCCAAAGUGCUGUACAAUGACACAUAAAAACAAAUAAAACAAUCAAAGAACAAGAUAAAGCGAGCAGAAAUACAUCAAUGCAAAAGAAUAAAUAAAUGUAUAAAUAAGGAGGCUCACAGCAAGUGCUAAGAUGAUAAAAAAAAACAAAUUAACACUAAAAUGUAUCAAAAGCCAAUGAAUAAACGUGUGUUUUUAAAAGGGAUUUAAAAACAGGAAAUGAGGAGGCCUGUCUAAUUUUCAAAGGCAACUAUGCAACUCGGGCUAGAGAGGAUUCGCCUCAACCCACCAAUUCCUGCCAGGGCCUUGGAUGGUCAUCUUCUGGGAACUGUUACCCACCAGACUUCCCCUGUUCACAUACUGAUUUCUGGUAACCAUCAUGAAACCAUCCAGUUUCAUCUCCUGCCCUCAUCCAACAUCCCUCUGAUCCUGGGUUUCCUAUGGCUCCGCAAACACAACCCACACAUCGACUGGACCACAGCCACCAUCCUCAGCUGGAACAGCUUUUGCCACCAGGUCUGCCUUCAGGAUGCAUCGGUGCCACGCCAGACUACGCUCCCCAGCACCUGCCCGGACCUGGCCAGAGUCCCUGCUGAAUACCACGACCUUCCGGGAGGUGUUCAGUAAGGCCAAAGCAACCUCACUGACCCCUCAUCGCCCUUAUGACUGUUGUAUUGAUCUGAAGCCUGGCACAUCACCUCCUAAGGGGCGGCUAUACUCUCUGUCUGGUCCAGAACGGGAAGCCACGGAGAACUAUAUUAAUGACUCUCUGGCUGCCGGAAUCAUCCGCCCAUCGUCUUCUCCUGCAAGGGCAGGAUUCUUUUUUUUGGACAAGAAGGACAAGUCCCUGCACCCUUGCAUCAAUUACCGGGGACUCAACGACAUCACUGUUAAGAACCAGUACCCUCUCCCACUCAUCUCCUCCGCCUAUGAGUUACUUCAAGGGGCCAAGAUAUUCACCAAGCUCGACCUUCGCAAUGCUUACCACCUCGUCUUCAUCAGGGAGGGGGACGAGUGGAAGACGGCUUUCAACACCCCCACCAGACAUUAUGAAUAUUUGGUGAUGCCUUUUGGCCUAACCAAUGCCCCAGCUGUCUUUCAAGCCUUGGUGAAUAAUGUCCUUCGGGACAUGAUCAACAAGUAUGUGUUUGUCUACUUAGACGACAUUCUUAUCUUUUCCAUUUGCCUUGAGGAUCACAUCCACCAUGUAAGGACUGUGCUGCAGCGCCUCCUGGAGAACUCACUGUUUGUUAAGGCUGAGAAAUGCGAGUUCCACACUCAGUCAGUAGCCUUCCUUGGUUACAUCAUGGCCCAGGGUCAUCUGGAGAUGGAUCCUGCUAAGGUGGAGGCAGUGAAGUCCUGGCCAGUUCCUGAGACCCGUAAGCAACUGCAGCGUUUUUGCAACUGCUGGGUUGUGCAAAUUUUUAUUGACGCUUCAUCCGGCACUAUAGCUCCAUUGCUGCUCCCCUUACCAUGAUGACCUCUCCCAAGAGCCCCUUUCGCUGGGCCCCCUGCUGCAGAUACUACCUUCCAGACUCUGAAGAACCGUUUCAGCUUGGCACCCGUCCUCCAGGUCCCGGACAUUGAAUGGCAGUUUGUUGUGGAAGUAGAUGCUUCUGAUGUUGGAGUGGGUGCUGUUCUGUCCCAGCGAGCAGCAGGUGACCAGAAACUCCAUCCAUGUGCCUUUUUCUCUCGGCGUCUCUCACCUGCCAAGAGAAAUUAUGACAUUGGCAAUCGGAAGCUUCUGGCUGUCAAGCUAGCCCUGGAGGAGUGGCAACACUGGCUUGAAGGGACAAAGCAGCCCUUCAUGGUUUUGGACAGAUCAUAAGAGCAGCAGGUGACCAGGAACUCCAUCCAUGUGCCUUUUUCUCUCGGCGUCUCUCACCUGCCGAGAGAAAUUAUGACAUUGGUAAAUGGGAGCUUGUGGCUGUCAAGCUAGCCCUGGAGGAGUGGCGACACUGGCGUGAAGGGACAAAGUAACCCUUCAUUGUUUGGACAGAUCAUAAGAACCUGAAGUACAUCCAAACCGCCAAGAGACUCAACUCUUGACAGGCACGAUGGGCCCUCUUCUUCACCAGGUUCGAUUUCUCCCUCUCCUACAGACCCGGCUCCCGCAACAUCAAACCAGACGCAUUGUCAUGCCAGUUUCAGAAGGGAGGAGGGAGAUGAAUUCAUUGCAACAGACACCAUCCUGCCGUCUCCUUGUGUUGUGACCUCUCUGACUUGGGAGAUUGAGGAGAGGGUGAGAACCUCUACAGAGGGGAAGGCUGGUCCCAGUGCUUGCCCCCCAGGUCGCCUGUAUGUGCCUGCAGCCCUGAGUUCUGAUGUACUCCAGUGGGCUCAUUCUUCCAAGUUUUCCUGUCAUCUGGGAUCCAGAGAACCCGUGACGCCCUCCAGCAAUGUUUCUGGUGGUCCACGUUAGAGGAGGAGACCCGGGAAUAUGUCAAUGCCUGCUCUACCUGCAACCAGAACAAGUCUUCAUGCCAGGCCCCGCACGGUCUUCUACAGCCACUUCCUGUGCCACAUCGUCCCUGGUCACACAUUUCUAUAGACUUUGUCACUGGUCUGCCGCCAUCUGAGGGGAAGACAGUCAUACUUACUAUUGUGGACUGCUUCUCUAAAAUGGCCGACUUUGUUCCCUGGGGUCCCCAGUUCUCUUCCGUGUUCUGGCGGGAGUUCUGCAGAUUGCUGGGAGCCACGCCCAGUCUGUCAUCAGGGUUCCAUCCUCAAUCCAACGGCCAGACUGAGAGAAUGAACCAAGAGAUGGAGACAGCCCUUCGGUGUACUGUGUCCCAGAACCCAUCUUCCUGGUCCCAGCAGCUGUUGUAGGUGGAAUCUGCUCACAACACCCUGACAAGCUAGGCCACAGGCCUGUCUCCUUUCCAGUGCGCCUAUGGGUAUCAGCCACCUCUCUCCCCAGCCCUGGAGAAGGAGGCUUCCUGUCCUUCAUUUCAGUUCAAGCCUUCCUCCAUUUCUGUCAUCAGACCUGGGCCCGAGCUAGAGCCUCACUCCUGAAAGCUGCUGACCAUUACUCCUCUGCUGCCAACCAUCGUCGCUCACAAGCUCCAGAAUAUCAGGUAGACCAGAAGGUCUGGCUCUCCACCUGUGACCUUCCACUGCAGGUGGAGUCCAACAAGCUGGCUCCCAAGUUCAUCAGACCGGUCCCCAUCGAAAGGGUCAUCAAUCCUGUGGCAGUCAGACUCAAGCUUCCCCGGUCCAUGAGGGUUCACCCAACCUUCCACGUGUCCAACGUCAAGCCAGUUCGUGAGAGCCCUCUGGUGCCUACUGCUACUCCUCCACCUCACUUCAUCGAUGGGGGACUCACCUAUGCUGUGCGCCGCAUCAUCCGCUCCCAUGUACGUGGUAGAGGCCUACAGUACCUUGUCAACUGAGAGGGCUAUGGCCCAGGGGACAGAUCUUGGGUUCCUGCUCGACACGUUUUGGAUCGACAACUCCUCCGUGACUUUCAUCAGCAGCAUCCUGACCAGCCCUCUCACAGUAUGGUAGGGGGCUCUUCUCGUUGCGGGGCACCUGCUGUCCGUCCUGCUGCUGCUCCGGCUCCAGAUCCAGAGGAUGACUCCAUGUCGCGGAAGGGGGAUCUGCAGGUGACCUUGUCCUUCCUACAGGAAUUGUAGCCCGCCUUCCAGUUCCCCUUCCUCCCGCCCUGUCAUGCUGGACUUGUUUUGGGGACGUCAGGGAGCGUCCCUUUGGGGGGGGGGGGGGGGGGGGGUUCUACACAGUCUGCUGCAGCCUUUCCCCAUGGACUCAGUAAUUUUCCACUGCCCUGCUCACACCACAUCCACUCCCUGAUUACCACACUCACUCUCACUCACUGAUCACACACCUGCCUUCACUCAGUAAUCACACACCUGCCCUCACUCACUAAUCAGCUCCCCUGCCUUCUGCUCAGUAUAUAUUCUACAGCCUCACACUCACUCAGUGCCAGAUUGUUCUUUGCCAUGUGAGACUUUCCAGUGUUCUUCUGUCUGUCUUCCCGGUGCCGACCCUGCCUGUCUACGACCUGCCUGCUUCGUCUGCCUUCUGGUAAAUUACCUCAGCCUUUUGCUCCUGACUACGAGCUCUGCCUGCCCCCCUUUGGAUUGUCUGCCCGGUCUGCUUGCCUCCCGGUUUCUGAACUUGUGCCUGCCCUGACCAAGCCACCUGUCCAGCCACUGAACUAUCUGUGUGCCAGAUUCCUGAUAAUAAAUCUAUUGACUGAACACCGAUUCUGUGCCUUGUUUGUGCAUUUGGGUUCAUACAAUACCUGUUACAGAAUUUUUUCAAAACUAAGGAGCACAUAAUAGAUUUUGGAGGCAACAAAAACACUGCUGCAGACAGUAUCAUUCAUGGAAAAAUGUGGAAUGGGUACUCUGAUGAUUAUGAUUUUGUUCCUUUCAUCCUAUACAUUUCAUUGGCCAGUAUUCUUGGUAUUUGGCGUAAUCCACGUAUUUACCCAUUUUAUUCUUGAUCUUUGAUUCCACUGUACUCCUCAACAUUUUGCUUUUCAUCCAUUCUGUAUAAACCUUAUGUAUGUUCUGUGUACUUGUGUUUCUGAAGGGUGACAGUAUGCAAGCUGCUCAAAUUCAUUGCCCCUGGUGGGAUUAAUCAAGUUGUCUAAAUCCAAAUCUAAAACACAGGAGAACUGCUGCUGUCAGUGUAAGUACAUUAUAUCAUUAGAACCGAUAUUGCAAACACUGAUGACACUAUUUUGUUCCUUCGACUCCUCUGUUGUGUUCACAGGGGACAAAGUGGAAGGUAUUGAUAAGGGGACCAUAGAGCAACAAAGGUAAAUGAUGUCGAUGGCUUUCACUCAUUCCAACUGGUUCUCGAUUCCUCCAUUUAAAAUACCCCAUGAACAUAAGAGAUGCUGUGCAAACACUCAAACUAAAAGACAAUUAUUCAAACCCUAAUCACUCAAACAUAGGUCGUUUUUCCACCAAAUAGUAUUGAUGGUGAACUGGAUGAAGACUCAGUUCAUCAAGAUAUCUUGAUUACAGUAUCAGUAGCAGCACUUACCAGGAUGGCAUUUAAUUGCAAAUGUAAUUCAAAAAACAGAAAUCUUCAACAUUGUCUCCAUGAACAGGAUUAAACCAUGAACCAUUUACACAUGCUGUCAAGGUUUGUCACUGAAAGUAAUGCAUUCUUCAGUUCAUCAGAAGUUGGAAAUUUUGAGUCACCCAUCAGAUUCAUCACGCAAAACUCCCCAUUAACUCAUUGCUUCCUGGAUCAACUGUAAACAGCUGUACUUUUAAUGGUGUUAAAUAAGUCUGCAACUUAGUCUUACUUUACAUCAUUUAAUCAACCUGUCUGGUUGUAUUGUGAAAAUUUCAUCUUUGCACAUAUUGACUUGGAGUGCAAACCAUCACAUAGUGUGUUUUUAUUGCCUGGUGUAGCUAACAAUAACAACAGGGGUUGGUAUACAGCUUUUUUUCUACUCAUGAAUGAAUGAAGUCAUUCUCAGCUUCAAUGCUAGACCUCUGAGGUACAUGAAACACACCAUAUGUCUGCCUCCUCCUGGAUCUCCUCCAUCCGGCUGUACAAAAAUAUAGCCAAAGGCCCAUAAGGACUGGCACUGACAUCUUAUACAUAUUAAAUGAGAGUCUGUGUCAGAGAAUCGCUCUCAGAGCUGCAACAGUGACACCCCACUCAGCUUGACCGAAGCUCAACAGAUUUAUGUGACAGUUUGACACUUCAGUGACUCUUGAGUUUAAAUUUAUGACAUUUCCUCUGCGCCAUUUCCAGUGACAGAUGUGUGGGCUGCUCUACAAAGGCUUUGUUGAAGGGGGGAUUCACCUUUCUUUUCCCCUAAGAUGAAUAAUUUGUCUGUCACCUCAUGUCUGAAAAUGUGGAGCCACUGUCAGUCAUUACACUAUACAAAUACAAGAUAAAACAAUAACUAAAGCUGUGGAGGAUUAACAUUCUGUUUUUAUUCUAUGUUAACCAUUAAAUCACUCUUUUUUACUCUAACCCCGGGCUCUAUAUGAAUAAUCCCUUUAAGUGUUUGGGCAGUUUACUGUCUGCAACCUUUAUCCUCAUUUUAAAGUUAGCUGAUUAACCCCAAAUAAUCAUCACAUGUACACUUUAACUGACAUGUCAUGUGCUUUGGUGGUUUAAAAGUUGUCCAGAAGAACAAAUGCAUCAAAUUUGAGUCUUUUCAAAGGUUUUUUUUUUUUCUUUAAAUUUGUACCUUAACUCUUUUUCUUAAACUGGAUUAAAAUGGGCUGAGGUGUGUUAAGAAUAAUAACAAAAUGAACAUUUGACCUGUGAAAGUAUCUUUGUUGUUGCUUAUCUCAGCUGAUGGCCAUGAAAUCUUUCUUUAAAAAUGCCUCCUAUCAAAAGGCAGAGCAAAAUCUACUUUUCUGUUGAAGAUGAUGAUGCUCAAGCUAGUGGCAAGAAGAAAGAAGGAGGUCUGGCUUUAUUUGUCAACCAGAUAACUGUCAAGGAGAAGUUGUGUUGUCCAGAUAUUGAACUGUUGGCAGUUGCUCUUUGAAGCUGCCAAGAGAAUUCAGUCAUGUUAUAUUAAUAGUUGUUUACAUCCCACCCAAAUCAACUGCAGAAUUCCAUAUGAUCUGUUGCAUAAUAGUGUUGCCAGGCUACAGACUCAACACCCUGAGGCACUAAUAAUAAUAUCAGGGGGCUGAACCAUGUCACCCUCUCCUCUCACCUGACUGCAUUCACACAGUUCGUGAACUGUCCUACCAGAGAAAACAAAACCCUGGAUCUGCUGUAUGCCAAUGUCAAAGAAGCCUACAGAGCCACUGCUUUACCACCACUGGGCAAGUCAGGUCAUAACUUGGUCUAUCUGCAAACCUGUUACAGACCUUGUGUACUGAGGCAGCCUGUGACCAAAAAGUCAAACAAGACACUUCAAGUUAAUGAAGUUCUAAGGGACUGUUUUAAAUCAACAGACUGGAAUGUGCUGCUGGAAACAGAUGUGGAUAGUAUGAACAUUGACAAAAAGGUUGACUGCUUCACUGAAUAUGUCAACUUCUGUCGAUACACAGUUAUACCGACAAAGACUGUUCGAUGUUUCCCCAACAACAAACCCUGGAUCAUAAGUAACAUAAAAGCAAUCCUUAACCAGAAAAGAAAGCUUUUAAAGACGGUGACAAAGAACGACUCAAACAAGUGCAAUAGGAGUUGAAGAGGAGACUGAAGAUGGCAAAGCUGGAAAGCAACAAGAAGAAGAUGGAGAGGAAUCUACAACACAGCAACGUUCAUGAAGUGUGGAGAUGAAUCAGUACCAUCUCUGGACACAGCAGUAAAAAGAAAAGACAGACAGUGGUGGGUGAUGUGGAAAGAGCUGAUGAACUCAACCUGUUUUUCAACAGAUUUGACACUGCUGUCACUCCCACUUCCACUGCUACUCCCCUUCCUGUCUGCAACAAAUCUCCACUACAACUUCUCCCCUUCCUCCUCCAUCUCAUUCAAAUGUCUCAACCACUUCAACUGCCUCCCUCCUAGAACACCAGCCCUUGUCUGUCACAGAAACAGGGGUGAGGAUGGAGCUUGGAAGACUUUGCUCUUGGAAGGCAGCUGGUCCAGAUGGUGUAUGUCCAAGGCUGCUUAGAGACUGUGCUACAGGACUGUGUCAACCUCUCCACAGGAUCUUCAACCUGAGUCUACAGCUGGGGUGGGUACCUGCUCUGUGGAAACCAUCCUGUAUUGUGCCAGUACCAAAAACAAAAUGCCCUGCUGAACUCAAUGACUACAGACCAGUGGCCCUCACUUCACACAUCAUGAAAACCCUGGAGCGGCUGAUUCUACGCCUUCUGAAGUCUGAGGUCAAAGACAAACUGGAUUCCCUGCAGUUUGCAUACAAAGAACACACUGGAGUGAAUGAUGAUGUCCUCUACAUGCUUCGGCAUGCUCUCUCUCAUCUGGCGAAACCUUGGGUUUAUGUGAGGAUCAUGUUUUUCAACUUUUCAAGUGCAUUCAACACUAUCCAACCCACCGUAGGGGAGAGUGGGGUAAGAUAAGCCAUUUUUCAUAUUUCGGUUCACGACAUCAAUCACAGUUUUGUCUCUAACUAGUGUAUCUGCAUAUAUUUCAAGAUGUUGUGCAUCCCCGCAAACCAACAGAAUGAGUGUAAACAUAACUGUCUUGAUAAUAUAGCAGCCCCCCCACACACACACACACACUCUCCACCCCAGCCCUCCCUCACCUUCUCUCUCCCUAAAUAAGAAUAACUUUAUUAAUCCCCGAAAGGAGAUUCAGUUGUCUGUUGCCUCACAAAAUAUGUCUCUAACAGUCUACUAUUUACACAAGAGUUACAAAGUCUAAUGGCUGUUGGUACAAAAGAUUCUGAACCUUUCUGUCCUGCAGUGAAGAGAGAGGAGUCAUCCACCACCAUUGGUCCUUUGGUCCAUCAAGGUGUUGUGAAGUGGAUGAUCCAUGUUCUUUAGAAUAGACUCCACCUUCUUCAGUGUAGAUCUCUCCACCACAUCCUCCACUGAGUCCAGCUUAAGUCCAACCACAGAGCCAGCCUUUUUCACCAGUUUGUUAAGACGUCUCACAUCUUUGUGUUUGAUGUUUCCUCCCCAGCAGACGUCAGCGUAGAACAGAACACUUGCCACCACAGACUGAUGAAACAUCUGCAGCAUCUUACUACAGAUGUCUAUUGAUCGGAGUCUUCUCAGGCAGCCCCUUUCUGUAGAUCAAGUUUAUAUUCUUGGACCAAUCCAACUUAGUAUCCAGGUGUAAACCUAGAUGUUUAUAUGAUGUCACCACUUCGAUGUCCACUCCACAGGUGUUCACUGGCUAAAGAGGGGGUUUGGAUCUAUGGAAGUCUAUGACCAUCUCCUUUGUCCUUGAGGUGUUGAGGAAGAGGCAGUUUUUGUGACUCCAGUCACUGAAGGCUCUUAUCAGAUCUCUGUAUUCAGCUUCUUGUCCAUUUCUGAUACAUGCCACAAUAGUGGUGUCAUCUGAAUAUUUCUGAAUGUGGCAGGACUCAGUACUGUAUUUGAAGUAGGGCUGCACGAUAUGGCCAAAAAACUAUAUCUCGAUAUUUUUAGGCUGUAUCGCGAUACACGAUAAAUAUCCCGAUAUUCUGACAUCGCCUCUAAAUCACUCUAUAAAUAUUAAAUUCAACCCUUUGAUGCAUAAAAUAACACCAGUGUAAUGACUUCAGCAGACUUUUGUGUUGGAUUGGAAUUUGCAUGCAAAAAGGGAAAAUCACAAUCAAGUUAAGUUCAGUGAACCUUUAAUUUCAAAAUGGACUGCUGCACUCACAAGUUUUAAAUAAAAAAUAAAUAGUGGCAUGGUAGGCCAUUCUACUCUGGUCUCUUUAUCAAGUUUAACAAAAAAAAAAGAGCUCAAAGCAACAAAAAGUGCAUUAAACUAUAAUACCUGAGGAAGACGUUUCAAAACAAUAUAAAUUAAAGUGCACUUUCUCUGCUUGAUAAUGUUUGCAAAACUGAUCAUUUUACAAAAGGUAAAGUAAAAAGUGCAGAUCUCAGAGGAAGAAGUCCAUAUGAUAACUUUGAAAACCUCUCUGAACAACAACAGUCACAUUAAAGGGGUGGAAACGUGUUUGUGGUUAUGGUUCGUUUUUGGCAACUUAUUAGUAGAAACAGUUGCCUAAAGGUUUUGUGCCAAAAACACAAGCCUGUCAACAGCCUCUGGCUUGAGUGAUGCCCGGUGACACGUAACAAUAUUCCCACUGGUACUAAAUACGCGUUCUGAUGGGGAACUAGUGGCGGGCACACACAGAUACUUUUUUGCCAAAUUUUUCAGGUUUGGGAACAUUUCCUCAUGGUCCUUCCACCACUGCAGGGGAUCUGAUUCAUUGUCAGCACUAACAGACUGCAAGUAGGCAGACAACUCAGUUUUCAUUAGCUCUCUGAGUGAUGGUGUGGCUGUGGCAGAGGACAUUGUAGCCUUUUUGAAGAAACUUCCAAGAGUUUUCUUUUUUGGUGGCUCCGGCUCUGGGACUGUUGGUGCUUCAUGAGGCAGUGAGGCAGCAGACCCUGCUGUGCCCUGGUCAGACUGCAACGCCUCUGUCUCCAUCUCCAAUAUGGCUCUGUGCUUGAUUUCCUCCACCUUUUCUGCAGGGAUGUAUGUUGCCUUGAAUCUGGGAUCCACUAAUGAUGCCAUGUCUAGAAGUGCAUCAGUAGCAGGGUCUGCAAAUUUCUCCCUCAGGUAAUCCAGGAUGGAACGUUUGAUGGACUGGGUCAGUAAAGUGUCAUCCUCCUGAACUGCCAAAAUGCUGGAGUGGAAGAGAUGAAGCACGGGCUUGACGUAGGACACAGUAACGUAGUCCUCACCCGACAGAGCAUCCGUGAAUUCCACAAGGGGCUUUAGAGCCUUGUGCACUGACUCGAGGACUUCCAGGUCUUGCCAGGUCAGAACAAGAUGCCGUGUUUUCUUGUCUGAAGCCAAAACCUGAGAAAUGGCUCACUCCUGCUUCAACACCCGCUCAAUCAUCUUCUGCCGGGAUCCCCACCUGGUAGGAGAUUCACUGAUCAGCUGGUGUGCAGGGAUAUUUAGUUCUUUCUGCACUGUGGCCAGGUCUCUCCUCCUCUUCCAACUGAAUGAGAAGCUGCUCACAAUCUUCUUGCAAACAGCAGCGGCACGAUCAAUACAAGGGUCUUUCAAGCUUCUCUCUGAAAAUAAAAAUUAAUAUUUAAAAUGUUAUACUAAUAUGUCACAAAGAAAUUCAGCAAUCCAGUUACUCAUCUUAAUACUAGACUUAAACUUUAAUUUAGAUUUAUAUAUAUUUCCUAUAGAUAUCUCGGAUUUCAAAUCAACUCAAAAAAAAUAGUUUUCAGGCAAUUACACAUAUAUACUUUAUAAAAGCAUUUUACAGACACGCACUUUUUAACUGCAUGAAAUAUUCUUAAAUUUUAACUGAUCGGACAAAUUUAUGAUAUACAUAUGUACUGUAGUUUUACUUCCUGAUUUAAAAAAAAAAAACAUGUUAUACUAUAUCUGCGGAAAAAUCAUUAAACUACUCUCAGUUUUAAACUUAAUGAAAAAUAGUAUAUUUUCACUUAAUUUUAACUGUGUGAAAAUAUCAUGAAACACUUUUUAACUGUAUGAAAAAUUUCAUGACACACUCAGUUUUUACUACAUAAAAAUGUAAACAUGAUUAAUUAUUCUGUAACUGCUGAAAAGUUAAAAAUACUCUCACAAUUUUAAACUUCAUGAAAAAAUGAUGAAAUAAUUCACUUAGUUUUUUAAUUCAUGAAAAAUCAUGAAAUAUUCCUACAUAGUUUUUAAUACAAAAAUAAAAAUUAAAAAUUAAAAAUUUCAAUUUAGGUUUUAAUUGCAUUAAAAAAUAAUGAAAUACACAGAUUUUACUUCAUUAAAAAAUAAUUAAAAACAUGUUAACAUCUCAAAAAUUAUGAAGAAUGCUCAGUAUAAAACUCAAAAUAACAAACACUAUCACGCAGCUUGUAAUUACAUGUGACAUAUGAAUGUUGUGUCAGUUUGUUAUAUUUACAAUUAUUGAUAAUAACAGUGAUUGCUAUUUUCCCAUUAGAGGAAGGCAAGCCUUCACAAAUACUCACCAAUUGCAAGGUGCAGCCUAUGGCCAAAACAUUGCAGUCUUGUCCACUCAUUCAGGCUCACAGCUUUGACUAUAUUAUCCCCAUUGUCCGUGGUGAUGCACACCUGAUGAGCUUCUGACAAGUUCCAUGACAGGAGAGCAUCUUGCAGACCCUGUGCAAUGAUCUCUCCUGUGUGAUCAUCAGGAAAAAAGCUCGUUUGCAGGCACGAACUUUUCAGUUCCCAGUUGUCAAUGUAGUGUACUGUUAAGCUGAGAUAUGGCUCACAAGUUCUGCUUGACCAGAGAUCCGUCGUUGUGGAGAAGUGGGUCGCAUUUGUCAGCUGGUGGGCCACCUUUUCUCGAACUAAGAUGUACAAGUCUGGCAGCGCUUUUUCUGCGAAAAAAUUGCGACCAGGUAACUCAUACUUUGGAUCAAGUGUCUUAAUAAGAUUUUUGAAUCCUGGCUUUUCCACCACACUGACCGGAGCCAUGUCUUUGGCGAUGUACUUUGUCACUGCGGUCGUGAUGUCUCUCCACCUCUGACUUUUUCUGUCAUACGGGACUGAAUUGGCAAACGAAGAGGACAGCGUCAUUUGCUUCGGUGACGGUUUAUGUGGUGUAGGAGGAGACGUGGACAUGCGGAGUCUGAUGCAUUCUUCGUUUUGUAGUGGAUGGCAUUUCAGGUGGUGAAAUAAGUUUGUGGUACUGCUACCUUUGGUGGCUACGGUUUUGCGGCAAACUUUGCAGAUAACCGUAUUUUGCUCCACGUCUUCCUGGCGAAACCCGAACCACUGCCAGAUGAUUGAGCCAGUGCUGUGCUUUUUCGGCACCAAGUCGUCAUUCUCCAUCCCUCCCUCCUCUUGGUCACUCGAAAACUUGCCUCGGGUCUCAACUUUUUUCGUUCUCCCCGUGCUCGUCUCCCUCCUUUCCUUAAACAACAAGUUUAAGAGUUUCCCGGAUGGGAGGGGGGGAGUGCUGCUUACAAUGGGAAGAGCGGCAGGAGAGUGAGAGGAUCGAAACUCCAAAGGUGACAUACUGACGCCUUAAAACAUAAAGCCUAUGUGUCAAUUUGUACUUGAUGGUCGCGAUGUGGUCAUUUUAUACAUCUCACGUGGAAAAACCCGCGAUAUAUCGAGUAUAUUCGAUAUAUCCCCCACCACUAAUUUGAAGUCUGACGUAUACAGUGUGAACAGGACUGGCGCCAGCACUGUCCCUUGUGGAGCCCCUGUACUGCUCAUUAAUGUCCCAGAAACACAGUUCCCCAGCCUGACAAACUGUGGCCUUCCUGUCAGGUAAUCUCCGAUCCAGGAAACAUAGGAAGGAUCCACUCCCAUCUCUGUGAGCUUGUCUUUGAGUAUCGUGGGUUGGAUGGUGUUGAAUGCAUUUGAAAAGUCAAAGAACAUGAUCCUCACAUAAACCCAAGUUUAUGAAACCCCAGUCACUUCUUCACAUUCAUAUGUAUUUUUAUCUAUUGUAUGUUAUUCAACUGGUACGUUAAUUCUUUUUAUUAUUAGUGCAUAUAACUGUUGUGAGGCAGGCUUGUAGUGAGGACCCAGAAGCAGACACUGAGACAGAGCUCAACGUAAAACGAUUUUAAUGUCCAAAAACAGAAAGGGAUAGAUAAGGGAACAAAGGAAGUCCGGUUGGUUGGCUGGUAGGCUGGCUGUCGUGUGGGCUGGAGACACUGCAGGAGAAACCAGAGGAGACAGGAGUUAAAGGACAUGCAAAGAGUCACAAGGAGUAAAGUUCAGAAAGUUAUACCACAAGGUUUUGGCCAGGAGACGCGUCUUUACCGCUGGGCAGGGUAGACAAUACUCAGGCGCUGAGACUGAGGGCUGCAGGCUUCUUAAAGUCCCUUGAUUAGAGAUGAGGAGCAGGUGUGUCGUCUCACUCAGCCUCAGCGCCGGGGGAGGGGAGGAAGCUCUGGAAAAGAGUACAGCCAGACCAGGCAAACAGGGAAAAAACAAGAAGUCCAGCCAAAAUAACACAGGAUGCGGAGGCGUCUCACCACAAUAACUGCUGAAAAGCUGUUUUGUAAAAUGCCGUUUUUACAUGAGAAUGGCUUUAAGUGAUUCAGAACAUUCACAGCUGUAUUUUUGAAAAGUUACACAUUUCAACAAUCUGACCUGAAACUCUGAUCCUUUCAUCAUACUCCUGAACUUUCUCAGUUGAGCCACUGGCUCAAUUUACCCCAGAACGACUAUAAUGAUUUAAUUAGUCCUCUAAGCUAAAAGGGUGAACUUUUAUGCUAGGUUUUAACCACAAUUGAUGUAUAAAACAAAUUCAAAAUGAUCUUUUUUGGUCUGAACAUGAUUCUUAUAAACCUUUGACAGACUCAAUUCACUUUCAAGAACUUUUUUUUAAUAAAUGUCUCACCCCUUCACCCAUGUGCUUCUAACCUUCACAGACUCCAUGAAUUGAUGCCCAUCUCCUAAAUAUUUGGUCACAAAUAUUAGCAAAAUAAUAAACAAAACACUCUAAUAAAUCAUAUGUCUUACUUCUAUAAAAAGAAAUAUAUACAAACCUAAACGGUCUCCCUAUGAAAAAACAGGAGGAACGCUACUCUCAGCUAUUCUCCCUGAAUUCUCAAAAACACUGUUACAAUUCUUAAUACUCCAUAGACUGACAAAAGGACUACUCUGUUGGACAUUGAUAGGGAGGAAGGAGGGUUGGCGUCCGUGCUGCAAUUGUCUCUUUUUAAAACAGACACCAUUUGCUCCCAGCCAAUCACUACACGACAACACUCCUCUAGUCAGCUGUUGAUGCGCGCCUCCAGCUGCUUUUCAAUCAGGACUCACCACACCUGCAUUACAGUGGAGGAGCACAGAGGGACAGAGAGGAGAAAAACAAGAGCGCUCCUCAACACAAUGCAAGCAAAUAAUAAAUAUGACCCAUAGUCAUAAGAUCCUGAAAUGAAGCUGAUGCAGAACCACUUUGGUGUUCUCUUAGAUUUAAGUAUUAGUUGUGACAGCAUUCAGUGUCUUCUUGGAGAAAGUGGUCUCAUGGUGGUUUGUGGUUGAAAAAAGAUUGGACAACUCUGAACCUGGAGCACCAGUUUUGUCCAAAAGGCUGCAGCUCUUGCUUGUAUAUCAUUCACCUCUUUCUUUUCCUGGUUUUGUAGUCUAUAGACCAUUGUAUCCUCGUAAGAAAGACAUUAAAAAACAUUUAAAAAAAAUCUCUGAGCCUGACUCUGGCAAAAAAUAAAAAAGUUCAGCAUUUGAUUAAUUUGAUUGGUUGUAUUUGGUGAAUUUCCCCUAGAGGGUUACAUUGCGGUCAUCAUGGUCAGAAUUUCAAAUAAAGCAAUCUAAAGUUAAACAGGUUGUUAUAUUACAUGAUAUGAUAAUGUGGCUUUGGUGCCUGGAUAUAUAGGAUCCAGCAUUUUACUUGUCCUGGUCUGAAAAACAUGCAGAGGAUGUAACUGUCUGUGACCUACUUAUACAGCUGCUACCUCUUUUAGGUGAGCAGCACCUUGAUUGCUGCAUGUUGGAAAGGUCUUGCUAGUACUGGAUCUCAAUCCUCAUUUUGGUUUCCUGAUGCAAAUUAAAGUUUCGUUGUCAUCGAGUGAAACCUGAGAAAGGCCAAAGCAAGACUCUGUUUGGAGCCCUUUGGAUACAAUGGCUUUACAGUGACGUAGUCUGAGGAAGCACAGCAUUGAUCAAAGCUGCCUUUGUACUGCUUUCCAAACUAACCUGUGAAUAUUCCUGUUGAAAAUAUCCCUUUUUCAGAGCCCAAGGUUUGUGUUCCAAGGAUGAAUGCAUACUCAGACUUCUGAGACUUUUUCAUUCACUGGUAGAGGCUUCUUUGAUGUACCAGGUAGCUCUGUUUGAGUUUGUAAGAAUAGUGCAGCUCAAAUCAAACAGAACAAAAUCUUCUUGCAUUGAUUAUAUAGUUAACUGCUUUAAAAUACUCAUGAUGCUUUAUUAGUAUUCAAUACUGUGUAAAGGUCUAAACUACAACAUAAAACAGAUACAAGGGUAUUCUUGUUGGCUGAAGGAUACAUUUUAAUUUAUGCGUUUUAUAAACUAAGAGAAUAAUGUGCAGAAGUGAUGGCACAAAGUCGGGAUGUUUAAAACUUCUUUCUGUUUUCUCAACAGACAGAGCCAGCUCAGAGCCUGUGGAGGACACCGACACCACCAGCCUUGUGGCAGAGAUUGUGAGUAUCUUUUCUUUACUCUCUCCUCUGAUUAUGUGACGAACCAUCUUAUUGUCUCAACUUGUCUUCCAUACAGUUUGCUUUGUGCCAAUUUCUCAUUGUUCCUCCUCAGAAAGUCUUUACAGUAAUCUGCUAAGAAAUGUACCAUACCUGAGUACACUGCUGUGAUUGCCAGAGGGCUCAUUCAAAGAACAGGUUGCAGCAAGCUUUUCCUCAUCUCUGCACACAAAAGACUCUUCCACUGCUACAGACUUGAUUUUGACAUCUUCUGAGUUUUAUGAACAAAGUAAAUGUUUUUAUUUUUGAGUCAAAUAUUGCAGCCAUGACUUUGAAAUGAAAAAGCAUUUCUGCUAAUGCUUUUGAAUUUCCGAAUUUGACAUUUCAAGAUGAAUUUUGUUACCUUUUUGCUGGUGAAUGUUUUGAAAAUUAAAUGUUAAAUGUGAUUUGCGUUUGCUUUUUAAUUUAGUUACAAAAUGAGCAGUCUUGAAGAAGAAAAUGAAAAUGCAUUUUCGAAUAUUGCUUUUUAUUUUUAUUUUUGAGUCAAAUAGUGCAGCCAUGACUUUGAAAUGAAAAAGUAUUUCUGCUAAUGCUUUUGAAUUUGAGAUAUGAGUCACAAUCGCUUCCAUAAAUGUUAAGUUUUCUCAUUUUGACUUUGCUUAUUAAAGCUUAUUAUGUCUAAUUUUAUCUUUUGUACCCCUCUUUUUUUUCAGUCAUUGGAGGCCAAUUAUCCAGUGCAGGUGACAGAACCACAUGGUAAAUAUGGACAAAAAUUACAAUACUUCUCAUUUCAAAGCAUAGAUAUACAUAGAAUUUCAAACAAAAUUCUGAUAUUUCUUCAACCCCAAUUAAAGCUGCUAUUUAAAGCUCCUGGAAGGAACUCAAGAUUCAACAUCAAAGUCGUGUUUUCUAACAUCCCUCUUUGCUUUAAUCUCAGCUGUGAAGAUUUUAAAAUAGUUUACUGUGAUGUAAAUGGCGUGGUCCUAAACCUGCUCCCAAAGGCAGCUUAAAACAUAGAGAACAGCUCAUGUUAACAGUCUGACUGUUGUUUAACAACCUGUAAAAACCUCUGAACAGCAGCUUUAAAUGGAUAUUGUACUACUUUUGAAGUGAGGUUCCAUGAGUUACAUGUCAUGAGUAAGUGAUCAAGUAACCAUGGUUGAUGACUUGAAGGUUGUCCUAUGACCUUAAUGUCGUCCUAUGAACUGAAGGUCACCCUAUGGGUCAGUAAAGUACAUAAAGAAAAGUCUGUAAUUAAAGCUUUAACUCUCCAACAGAGCUGGUUGUCUCUGCUUAGUUUAAAGUAUCUUCAAAAUGUUUUGACAGCAUCCCUGCAGAUGAUAAAAGUAACAGUGAAAGUUAGAGUACUGCUGUAUACUCCUGUCUUAUUUUUAUCUUUAUUAUAAUAUCUUGGGUGUUGUUGCCAGCUCAGCUUAAACCUGAUUCUGACUCUGUUUUGACUCUUGUAUCUCCAGCUAAUGCUGUGACUCUUCACUUAAGCUCAAUGUGCUCUGGAUACGUGAGCCCAUCUUCAGGCGGAAUCAGACAGGUCAGUAUUUGAUUAAAACUUCUGUUUGAAGGUAUUUUGUUUAAAACCACUCUUCAGAUUCAGUUUCUCACCUGUCCACAGACUUUCAAGCUCACCCAAUCAUCCCCUUUUGAUGCUUCCUCUCCCUGACACAUGUAGUCUAGUGACUUUUAACCCGUAACCACAGAUUGUUCCAUCUGCUGGGUGCCGGCUCAAUGAACUUUUACUUCCAUAUGACAGACAGGAGCAGACUCUCUUUGUGGUAAUAUUGAAACAGAGAGCUUUAGUGAGAAGUUAACGCUGAUUCAGUCUAUCACAAAAGAAACAAAGACACUGCAUGGUAUUGUUUUUGUCUAGCAGUGUUCAUUGGACAUCUAAUUUGGUCUUUAGAUGAAAAUGCAUUUUUAGUCACAAUUUGGUGGUUUCAAAGAUUUUCGUCUAGUUUUACUUGAUGAAAACUCAUGGGGGGGGGGGGGCAUCUUUUGUUACACUGCUGUAUAACCCACCUUUAGGCUGUAUUGGCUGGGUGAGAUUGUGUUGGUUCGUUCCUCUUUACUGGGGCAACAUAAACAGUGAUUCAUAAAAUAACUCUAUUGAUAGUAAGUACUAAAAAAAAUAUCUACUCAUGCCAUCCAGUUGAUUUUUCUUAAUCAGUGUUUCGGUGUCGAACUAUUUCCUUUCUGUGGUGUAGUGAUACUUGCACACGCGCAAUCGAAUAUGCAAAGGGGUGUAGCGUUUUUUUGUCACGUGGACCAAUAGGAGCCGAGUCUCGUUGCCAUAGUAUCAGAAAUACACAAACAUGGCGACGAGCGCAUCUAGCAGCGAGAAAAGCGAAGAGGAAGAAAAGAAAAGGAAAAAAAGAAAACAGCCUUUGAAAGUGCAUAAAAAAGGAACGAAACGAUUCUAUAUGCAUCUAUCAUCUGUCCAGAGUGAAGACGUUCUCAACUCUACAAGGACACGUUGGGAAACUUACAGAACUAGUAUUAGAAAGUGGCUUUCUCUACAGGGUGAGACAAAGGACCUUGCAGAAACUUACAAACAUUGCGUUGAUAUCGACUUUGACAAUGUUCCUGAUGAUGCUGGGUUUCACAUGACAUGCUACCAGCGAUUUAUUUGCAAAAGGCGUUUGAGAAACAAGAACCUGAUGCAGCCGCGGGUCAGUCAAACCCUUCAGCCAGCAUCGCCGAUGCAUCCACGUCCAUGGCAUCUGAAACUCUGCGAAAGAAACUUUGCUCAAGGUCAUAGGCUGUAUUGGGACAAAGGAAAAAGUGCCUAGAAAGUGAAUUUCAUUCAACUAAGCUGGUGCUACUUGUUCAAUGCAUUUUCGCAUAGACAAUACCAUUCUGGACUUUGGGUUAAAAUAUCUGCUCAGACUAUCUGUCCGACUUUUGUCACCAGCCAGAAAUGUACAUAUACUGUAUGUGAGUAACCCAAAAAAACAAUUAUAUGGUGCUGCUGUUUUUGCUUGUAGAAACUGCUAUGUUGAUUCUGGCAAGACAAAAUCUUUCUCAAAUGUCAUAAAUACAUCUACCUAACAUCUGAAACAGUUAUUGGUGCCUUAGUAUACGCAUAAGUGAAUUCAGAUUAUGAAAUGUAGCAAAUUUCUUGAAGAAAACGUCUCAACUCAAGUGAUUUGCACCCAGCACAAUGAAAUAUAUACAGUAAAUUUAGCUAAAAGCUUAUGUUUCAUACAUAAAAAUGAUACAACCUACUGUGUAAUAAAAACAAUAAAAUAUAAACAGCACACCAUGGCCAUAAAUGGCUGAAAAUCAAUCAAAUUGCUACCACGCCCCCCAAAAUUGGAAUAAUGGAAAAAAUGUAACAAGACAAAAAUAAAUGCACAAAAGUUCUAAAUUAAUUCAAAAUAUGGUAUAAAACAUUUAUUCAAGUAUCACAGUGUCAAAAUAUCUGAUAUUUAUCAAUCCCCCCAGAAUAUGAAAAUAAAGAUCAAAACACAAGCGCAGACAAAUGUAGAACAAAUGUAAAAAUAAUAAAAAUCUCAAAUCUCGGUGAAUCCUUUAAUCAAUCCUUUACACAAAACAAAUUGUACAUGGUGACAUGGUGCGUAAUUUAUGCAUCACUAUCACUUUCAUCAGAGUCAUCAUCCCAUACAGCUCUUUCUUCUGUUUCCUUUGAAGCAUUCUCACAUGCUUGGCACCAACAUAAAUCUGUACAAGAUAGUCUUGCAGACAUACAAGAACAUCGUUCAGUCUCACAUUUGGUUGUCUUGCAACUACAGUGGACUAUCUGCAAAACACUAUCAGGGGCAGAAUUUGUGAACAAAGUGUGAAGGGGCACACAUUUUACCAGUCAGAGAAUGUUUCAUCGCUGCUGCUUGGUAGUUUGCUCUCAUGCAGUGUUGGUACAGGGCGUCACUUGUUGGGGGAAUGGGCAGUUCUGGCAAAGCUGACGAGGCCAUGCAGAAAGAUUUGUAUCUGGUAUCAUUUACAUUUUUUGCAGAUGACUGGCCAUACAGGUGGCACACAUAACUACUCAGCGUGUUAAAGGUGGAUUGGUUAAAAUUGUUGCCCAGAUUUGCAAACCCAGUCAGCUAUUCUUCUUUCUGACAAGCAACAGAAAAUGUUUUUCUUUUGCCCUUGCCAUGAAAGGCACUGGUCGAGUCACAACCUGUGAAUGUAUGGAUGCACAAUGGGUGGCACAUUGAGGAUGGGGAGUUGUCUCACUGCCAGAUGCGCUCGUCGCCAUGUUUGUGUAUUUCUGAUACUAUGGCAACGAGACUCGGCUCCUAUUGGUCCACGUGACAAAAAUCGCUUCACCCCUUUGCAUAUUCGAUUGCGCGUGUGCAUGUAUUACUACGCCACAGAAAGGAAAUAGUUCGACACCGAAAUACUGAUUCCUAAAAAUCGACCGGAUGGCAUGAGUAGAUAUUUUUUUUUAGUACUUACUAUCAAUAGAGAUAUUUUAUGAAUCACAAUCUAUGUUGCCCCACUAAAGUGGAACAAAAUUCACUUUCUAGGCACUUUUUCCUUUGUCCAAAUACAGCCUACUUGCAGGUCUUGUCUCCUCAGGUAGUGAGGGUCAAAGUCUGUCUCCAGAGCACUAUCUGCAGUGUGCCACCCUCCUGACUAUCCCAUUCCACAGGGACCUGAACCCUGUUAAUGAAGUUAACAGUUGUCCCCAACUGUUAGGGGAAUAGUUGAUUGAAGUAAAGAUGAAAACAUUGGAAAAAGUGUAAAAUCGCCUUAUUUUUUUUGCAUUAAAUUGAUCCAAAAUCAUGUAGAAAAUUCAUUCAUUUUGCCAAAUUUUCAAUCAAAAAAUGAAGGGUACAUAUAGUAAAAUGGCCAGAAUUUUUCUCGGUAUGUCACCGGCAGAGCAGACCCUCCCAUUAUUGGUUCUUGGGGUCAAAGUUAACAGAGAAAACACAAAUACAAACUACAGCAGACCAUGUCAGGUUCAACCCAUUUUUGAGACUUUGACUCCCAACUCUUAGCUUUAACUGGAUUUUAUCUCUGAAAAGAUUUUUAGGUUUGUCGUGCUUCAUUGACAAAAGGGUCAGAGCGUCUCGUCAUAGGUUUUGUCCUCAUGCAUUUUUUUAUUACCAGGAAAUAAGGUCAUUUAAAAAAAAACAUGAUUUUGCCAGUUACUUUAACUCUGUAGUCCAGCAGUGCAGCAAUAUUACCAGUCACUGCAGUUAGUAUCCAGAUUUGAUAGAAGUCUGACAUUAUCUGAUCGAUUUGUUCAAACAGGGACAAACAUAAUGUUCACUGGUUUCAUUUGUGCACUGCAUGUGUUAACACAAAUGGUGUAACUUUUCACACUGACCGAAUCCAGUACCUUAGUAAAGCUUUCAUGAUGACUCUCAGUGAUGUGUUGCAUUACCCAUGCUCUUUUCACUAAUCCACCUAACACUUUUAACACAACUGCAGCACUGGGAAGUCAAGGAGCUGUCAUCAUGGCGUCAGACUCAAACUUCUCCACCAUCAUUGAUAUCAAGUUAAACAUUCUAUCACAGCUACCACAGAGUCCUUCUACUUUCAAAUCCUCUCGUCCUCUUACUGACAGGAAAAAGUCAAUGUUGAGGGUUACAAGCAUGAAAAAGUGAGUUAUACCAUACCAUGAGUAUGCCAUACUAGUCAGAACCAUUUGGUAGCAGUGGGACAACAGUAAAUUCUAGUUUUUCAGCAUCACAAAUUCAUUGUAAACUAAACCAGAAGUAUCAGCCGAGACUGUGUUCUGACUGUCUGUGGGGAGUAUAAGUGAGGUGUUGCUUAAAUGUAGCACAAAAUACUUUAAAAAAUUUAACCUGAUCAAGUUGUAGGAGUCAUGAUAUUUACAUGUCUAAUACAUAGUGAUGGGAGGAUUUAGUAACACCAGGGUAUAUACUCUGCUGCUCCUCCCUCACAACAAUAGAGUUACAGCGACCUUUGAAGAUAAGAAGCUCCUGCGAUGUAUGACAAGUCUGUUUCCUCCGUUUGUCAACAGGAACUCUUACGCACACAACACCCACUCUUUUCCUCUUCUUUGUGCACUUUUGCACAGCUGCCCGCUGAAUACAAAAACAUUUCAGUUUUGUUGAUUCAGUUCAACUGUAGAAAAAUAUGGUAGUGUAGAUUAUGUGAAUUACAUGAAUGAGAGAAAGGCCAGUGGCUCCAUUAUAAAUAUAACAGUGAUAAACAUUGAUAGAGACUGGUGCUAAUGAAUUAACAUUAGCUUUAUAACAGGGAUAAACAUGGAUAGAGGCCAAUGCUAAUGAAUUAACAUUAGCUUUAUAACAGUGAUAAACAUGAAAACACCAAUGCUGAUGAACUGAUAUAAGCUUUAUAACAGUGAUAAACAUGGAGAGACCAAUACUGAUAAAUUAAUAUAAGCUUUAUAACAGUGAUAAACAUGGAGAGAGUGAUGCUAAUAAUAUUACAUUUGCUUUAUAACAUAGAUAAACAUAGAGCGGGACUGAUGCUUAUUAAUUAAUAUAAGCUUUAUAACAUAGAUAAACAUGGAGGGACUGAUGCUAAGAGCUUCAGAAAAGACUGUGGUUGGUGUCUUUUAUUGGACAUGAUGAUUCAAAGUUUAAUGCUGUUUAAUAUACACCAUACCCCAUUCAUAUCAUCCUAUGUGAAUAAGGGUUAAGUGUUAUUCAUUUGUAAUCUAUAAUGAUACCAUAACCGAGACUCCUUGAUGGCUUAAGUCCUUAUUGAUAGUGCUUAUAAAUUUUUUCUGUCUGUCUGCAGCAGAUUUACAUUCUUUAAACACUUUGUAAUUGAAGUUUGAUUUCAUUCACACUGACUGCGAUCAGUACGAGUGGUGACAGUGGACGCUUUUCCACAUUAAAGGAGGAAAUAUUUGUAGUAUAUCUUCGUUAACACCAAGUGUUUCGUUUCUACUUAUUUGAAGCGUGGAUCAAAGUUGUGGAGACAUCCACACAAACAUUGAAUACAAACAACAAGGUGUACAGGCUGUGUUAAUUACAUUGAAUAUCAAUUGACCGAAUGAUACACGGAUUCACUGCCCCCUAUCGGCCAGAAGGGGCCAGAACGAGUGGGGUCCAUGAAGUCACUUUCUGGCGCCACUUGAGAUUGCAAACUCAGAUUGAAUUAUGAGACAUUUUUUGUGGGGCGAGCACGAAAAAACAAUUCUGAGUUUGCUUUUGCUUUUUAAUUUAGUCACAACAUGAGCAGUCUUGAAGAAGAAAAUGAAAAUGAAUUUUGGAAUAUUGCUUUUUAUUUUUAUUUUUGAGUCAAAUAGUGCAGCCAUGACUUUGAAAUGAAAAAGCAUUUCUGCUAAUGCUUUUGAAUUUUUGAAUUUCGAUGUUUCAAAUUGAAUUUUGUUACCUUUUUGCUGGUGAAUGUUUUGAAAAUUAAAUGUUAAAUGCGAUUUGCUUUUGCUUUUUAAUUUAGUCACAGAAUGAGCAGUCUUGAAGAAGAAAAUGAAAAUGAAUUUUGGAAUAUUGCUUUUUAUUUUUAUUUUUGAGUCAAAUAGUGCAGCCAUGACUUUGAAAUGAAAAAGCAUUUCUGCUAAUGCUUUUGAAUUUUUGAAUUUGAUGUUUCAAAUUGAAUUUUGUUACCUUUUUGCUGGUGAAUGUUUUGAAAAUUAAAUGUUAAAUGCGAUUUGCUUUUGCUUUUUAUUUAGUCACAGAAUGAGCAGUCUUGAAGAAGAAAAUGAAAUUGCAUUUUGUAAUAUUGCUUUUUAUUUUUGAGUCAAAUAUUGCAGCCAUGACUUUGAAAUGAAAAAGCAUUUCUGCUAAUGCUUUUGAAUUUGAGAUAUGAGUCACAAUCACUUCCAUAGCAAAGACGGUGCAUGUCAGCUUCUAUCAAUCAGCUUUGAGACAUUUUUGUAGCAGUCAACCUACAUAAAAAGCUAGCUUUGGGAGCCAGAAGAAAAUUUGCCUUCUCCAGCCUUUCUUUACUUUCACAGAUGAAAUGAAUUCACCACUCUGGGUGUAGCUUUUUCAUCUCUGUCUGGCUUAGAUGUGCAGUCAUGUUCAGCACUGCCCCUGUUGAGACAUGUUUCGUUUGUAUGCAUGCAGAUUUGGAGGCUCAUAACCUACAUAAGUGAAGAAAUAUGCCUGCAACACUCAAACUACUAAUAUAAACAUUCAAGACGUGCACUACUGAUAAGAAGUGAAUUGAAGAAUAAAGAGAAAGAUUGCUGACAAACCUGAGCAGCAAUGAGAGAUUUCAAAGUCUUGGUGGAGAACAGGAAUGAGAACAGGCUCGAAACUGCCGCAGACAGGGUCAAUGUUGCCAUGUAAUUCAGCAAAUUUUAAGAAACUCUGACCCAAACACUAAUGCCGCUGCUAGGACAUUUUUCCAAGCGUGACCUUGCCAUCAGAGAGCCCAUUUGUUUUUUCGCCAUCAUCAGACAGGACACGUGACUGUACUUCUGCCUACAUGCUUCAGUAUGUUCUCUAGCUCACCCUGCUAACAGUCAAAUGUUUCAUUCAUUGUGAAUGUCUUAUGUGAAAAUGUUAAAAUCAGGGCAGCCUGACUGACACCUACCCCCUUCACACCAGUUUCAGGCAUUGAAAAACAUGAUAUAGCAAUUAUCAAUCAUGUAGCUAAGUCACAAGCUGCCCUCAUACUCUACUGCAUAUUUGUCAGUAUUAUCAGUUAAAUACAAAAUAAAGUCCUCAUCACAGUGGCCAUUGGUUCAACUGCUAUCUACAGCCCUUUGCUGCACAUCUUCCUCCACUGUCUUUAGCUGUCCCUUCUAAUAAAGGCAACAUUACCCAUGAAAACAUAUCAGUAUUAUUUAUCACUCUCUCAUUAUCAACCUGUGUUGUUGAAAUACUGAUUCCUAUCAACCACUUAUACCUUUUAUUUAUGUUUCUCUGUGUUAAAGCCAGUUGAAGAUGAUGAUUGCACCUGUCCAACUUCAGUUUCACCAGGUAUGACAGGAUAUUAAUGGCCUAUGAUAUAACAUAUUCAUAGCUGGAUCAGUUUGUGUGAUGAUUGUGUUGAUUUUCAAUAGAUUUGUUGAAAAUGUGUUUAAUUUGUACAGAUUUCUCAUUUGUUUAGUCAUUUUCACACACAGUGCCAGACACUGCUAAAACCCACUGUCUCUGAGUGAGUCAUGACUAGUCAAUGGUUUCAAAGUGAAUACAGUCUAUCCUGUCAGACCACAAGGCAUGCACACACACAUACUCAACUGUAUCUUACUCUGUCACAACUGGUGAGGGGAUAAUUCUUAGGCCAUAGAAGAAAAUGAUUGAAAAAGUGAAAUGAGAUGUUGCAUUGAAUGUUGAUAAUCUACAAUGUGCAGUGCUUGUAUUUUAUUGGGCUUACUCCAUUUUCUCUGUCUUCCUCUGAGCUUAGACUACCCCAAAGAGCUGCAGAUCCUGGAAAGCCCAUGUGAAAAGUGCUGCUGCCCAGUGCCUCCUCCAAAGAUCAGUGACCUCAUGAAUGACAAAGACCUCCUGGACUUACUACGGCUCAAACUGGAUCCAAACCACUGCACCAUCAAAAACUGGAAGAACUUUGCAAGUCGCUGGGGGAUGAGCUACGAUGAACUGACCCUGCUGGAGCACCGGACGCAGGGCUCCUUGUCCCACAGCCCCACCCAGGAGUUCCUGCUGCGCUAUGACCAGAAGAUGGUCACUGAGCUCACUGAACUUUGCCGUAUCUAUCAGCGCAUGGACGUGCUGCGGCUGCUGCAGAGCUGGAUAGAGAAGGUUUGGCCUUCACGCUGGCAACAGACUCACUAA
Messenger RNA from Xyrichtys novacula (pearly razorfish), 39180 nucleotides. NCBI's taxonomy places the organism in Eukaryota, Metazoa, Chordata, Actinopteri, Labriformes, Labridae. The record is from the annotation of a GenBank genome assembly.